Messenger RNA from Vespula vulgaris, 2737 nucleotides. RefSeq names its product cytochrome P450 4C1-like. Gene Ontology annotation, molecular function: oxidoreductase activity, acting on paired donors, with incorporation or reduction of molecular oxygen; iron ion binding; monooxygenase activity. Bases 1086 to 2597 code for a protein of 503 amino acids. Lineage: Eukaryota; Metazoa; Arthropoda; Insecta; Hymenoptera; Vespidae. The record is from RefSeq and is a predicted model, not a curated record. The transcript has 12 exons.
AUAUAUAUGUGGACACACACUUGAUUAUUUGUCAUUAUUUAUAUAAUGAAAAUUAUUUUCAUAUUAACUUCUUGUCGUCUUUUUCACAUUUUUGGUUACCAAGAAUAAAGUAUACGAGAAACUAUACCAAAUAUAUACUUCAAGCGCUCCGAAACAUGUUCCAAUGAUACACGAUGAUACUAAAAGUAUGAAAUUUUUAUAACGAGUGUAUUACCUUUAAUAUACUAUACUUAUACUAUUCAAUUAAUUAUUAAUAUUAUAAUUAUCAAGUUUUUUAUAAUUUUAGCAAAUCGUACAUGACUUUCAGACAUUAAAAAGACAAUAAAAAGGAAAAAUUUCUUCUUGUUCUUUUUUCUUCUUUAUUGAUAAACUGUAGGGUUUAAUGUUACUGUAAAUGAUUUAUUAAAUAAAAAGUCAAUGAGCUUCGUUUAACCAGAAUAGAAACUUCCUCUCGUCUGUAUAUUCGCUGAAUACUUGAUGCUCGAUAUUUCAGAAGUAAAAUUUAACUGACGUACUUUCUCGCUUUCAUGCCUAGUAUUUUAUAUAAAUAAUCUCGCGCUUUUCUCAAUCGCUCGCUCGUUUCUGUUAUCGCUUUUUGUUAUGCACGUGUUUAUGUUUCAGCAUUUAAGCAAACGAACUGCAUUCAGAUAAAUGUAUAUAACAGAAAAAACUGUAUAGAAAAAAGGUUUAUAUCUUAUUUGUCAUUCCAAUGAAGAAUCAAAUAACAACAGUUUUAUAAUACAAUGCCCUGUUAUCGUAUUCUUUGUAUUUAAAAAAGAAGAUGACUACUGAGAAUUUUUUUUUUCCAAUGCAUUUAUAUAUUUCCAAUGCAAUUUUUUUUUAAUUUUAUAAAAAUUUGUUGAUAUAAAUUCAGAUCGCAUGAGCAAAGUCCGAACUUCGUAUUCUUUAAAUAUUCCUCGUUUCAUCUUCCAUCCUCACUUUCUGUCAAGAUUGUUAAGUAGGAAUCGUUGUAUUAUGCUAACAUAGUUCUGUAAAUCUCAACAAUUGUUAUUACGAUUAUAAGAUUAUUUUUAUUUUUAUUUUUAUUAAAUUGUUUCUAAACUUUCCAAUUGAUUCAAUUCAUCAUGGAGUUCAUUGCAAUAUUGAUUGUUAUUACAAUAAUACUAAUUGGAUUAUUCUGUGAAAUUAUACAAUAUUUCUUAAAUAAAUUACAUAUGUACAAUACGAUCAAAGGAAUCCCGGGUCCAAAAGCAUAUCCAAUUAUCGGAAAUGCUCAUUUGCUUAUUGGCGAUACCGAAGAUAUAGCCCAACAGUUUUUAAAUAUUGGUAGGAAUUAUCAUUCAUUGUGGCGUAUAUGGAUAGGCACGAGAUUACUUGUAAUGGUAGACGAUCCUGAAUAUGUCAAGAUUCUAUUAAGUAAUCCAAAUAUUAUUGAGAAGAGCGAGGAUUAUAAAUACAUAAAACCUUUUGCGGGCAAUGGUUUGUUUUCUGCUCCAGUAUCAACGUGGAAUCCUCAUCGAAAAUUAUUAAAUAAAAUUUUUCGUAAAGAAGAUGUAGAGUUGCAUAUGGAUGUACUCGUCAACCAUUCUAUCACUUUAAUAGAAAAAUUGGAAUCUUUAAUUGGAAAAGAAAUAGACGUUUUCCAUUACGUAUUUCGCUGUACAUUGGACAUAAUAUAUGAUGGUGUACUUGAUACCCAACUAAAUUCCUUGGCCAAUCAGAAUUGCAAAGUAGUUGAGUCUAUUGAAUGUUUGAUGGAUAUAGCUGCGCAAAGGGUGUGUAAAUUAUGGUUACAACCGAAUAUAAUUUUUUAUAAUACUUCAAUAGGAAAGAAAUUUCAGACAUGUUUAUUCUACCUGGAUAAUGUUACAAGCAAUAUAAUCAAGGAAAAAAAGGAAUCUAUGUUGAGAAGUAUAAUUAACAAGACGCAGCAAAGUUCAGAACAAAAGUCAAGGAUACUUCUAGACUUUUUAUUCGAAUUAUCGCAUGAUGGAGGAAAAUAUUCUGAACAAGAUAUUCGAGAUGAAAUCAAUACGAUUGUUAUAGCUGGAAGCGACACAUCAGCUACUACCAUUAGUUUUGUACUUUUAAUGCUUGCUACAUUCCCUGAUAUUCAAAACAAAGUGUUCGAGGAACUGAAUCAAAUUUACCGCUCGAGCGAUCCGAAACAUGUUCGAAUAACACAUGAUGAUAUUAAAAAUAUGAAACUUCUGGAACGAGUAAUAAAGGAAACGUUACGCCUCUUUCCUGCAGGUCCUGUGAUCGUUCGAAAAGUAAUGCAAGAUAUAAAAGUAACAAAAAACUGGACUAUACCGAAAGGAAGUUCUGCGGUAUUUUUCAUAUAUAAUCUCCAUCGAAAUGAAAAAUAUUGGUCCCAACCACUAAUAUUCGAUCCGGAUAGAUUUCUACCAGGGAAGAGGCAUUCUACCAAUUUCUUUCCAUUUAGCUAUGGACGCAGAAAUUGCAUAGGUCAAAUAUUCGCUAUGUUAGAAAUGAAGGUAAUAAUUGCUUCCUUGUUAAGAAGAUUUAUCUUUAAAAUAGAUCAUCCGGUAGCUAUUGAAAAAAUUUUGAUAAAAAUAAAUAUUUCGUUAAAACCGGCGAAUCCUAUAAGAUUAAAAUUGGAAAAUAGAAAUUAAUUAAAAUAUGUUAUAUAUAUAUAUAUAUAUAUAUAUAAUGCAUAUAUACUAUAUAUAUACAAAACAUGUUCUGAUAGUAGAUAAUUUGUAGCAGAUAUAAGUUAUUAAUCGAAUAAAAUACAAAUCUACAAAAACUACAA